UGGUAACAACGCAGAGUACACUAGCAGGCGAAACAAACCCCAAUUUUAGUCUCGUCUAUGGCUCCCAAACGGUCACCGUUGGAUGAGCCACCGGCAGCGUCUUCCUCCGAAUUAGAAGAAACCUCAUCGGGCGAGGAGGAGGAAGGUGUAUCCAGAGACGGAUCUUCCUCUGAAGAAGGGGAGGAUGAAGAAGAAACUCAAGCUCAGAAACCGAAAAAGUCUGCUCUUCCUUCUACUCCUGCUGUCGAUAAAAAAGCAGCACCGAAGAAGUCUGAACUUGCUACUAACUCUCAGGCUCAGUCUUCUUCCUCAGACAGCGGCUCCGGAUCCGAUACCGAUUCGGGUACAUCCGGAAGAAACGUCCAGCCGAUUACCUCUAAUCCGAUUGAAGAGACUCCAAAGAUGAAAAAGCCCAGAUCCAAGCCUUCUGCCUCAGCUACGCCUGCGCGAUCGUCUUUGAAGAGGCCUAGUGAGACAGUAAGAGAGGCAAAACGGCCAAAGAGUUCUGAGGCUGACGCUGAUGAUGGGGUUGUCGCGGACGAUGAUUCCAAGAAAUCUGUUGACGAAUCCAAAAAGUUGUUUCAGAGACUAUGGAGUGAGGACGAUGAGAUUGCUAUACUGAACGGCAUAAUUGAUUAUACAGCCAAGAAGGGUGCUGACCCAGCUCUUGAUAUGAAUGCCUUCCAUGAUUUCAUCAAGAAAUCUCUUCACGUCGACGUAACCAGGGCCCAGUUAGUGGAUAAGAUACGUCGAUUGAAGAAGAAAUACAGGAACAAUGUUGAUAGAGGUAAAAAGGGUGCCGACCCAACAUUUUCAAAACCCCACGAACAAAAAGGUUUUGAGCUGUCAAAGAAAAUAUGGGGGGGCGAAGGAAUUACUCGGACUCCGGUUGUGGAGCAGCCCAAGCCAAAUGCUAAUGGCACUCCAAAGAAGAAUCAAAGAGGUAGCUCCACUAAGACACUGGCUUCACUCAAAGCUGAGUUGCUUCCUUCUCCAGAUGCCCCAAAGGAUGAUGCUAAGAUGAAAAUUGAUGAUAACGAAGCUCCUUCAGGGUGCAUGGAUGGUUUUGUUGCAUUUGAAAGGUCUUUGGGUGCUGCUGGCUUUCCAGAAAGUUUUUUGAAGCCAGGAUUAAAUUUAAUAGGGCAAUCCAAGAGAACAGAGCUGGAGGAGGAGUGGAAGAAAUUGCAUCUUGCAGAACUAGAGCUUUUUCUGAAGAGGACGGAUUUGAUUAGGGACCAGGCAAAGUUGAUACUAGACGCCUACAAAUCAUCUGACAAGUAAGGAUUUGGACUUUGGACAAGAGUAUAAUUCUUCAGCUUUCAGAUUGAUAGUUCAGAGCUCAAAUAUAUUCAUGUUGUUUGUUGUUUUGUCUAGGAUUAGGGUUGUCAUACUUUUAAAUUUGUCUGAUUUUAUUUAUAUCCUCGAGACCUUAGGGUAAGUUACUACCGGCUAUGCAUAAAUCUCUACUUCUGUUGGUGAAUUCUACUACUUAUAUGUGGUAUUGACGUCAGUUUAUUCUAGUGAUGGUGUAUUUAUCUUUUUGUUUCUCUCCCAAGAACAACUGCUUUUUAUUUUCCUCAUUGUUAAACAGGUGACUUUCUGUCUUACUCUGGUAUGGGUAUUAUACUAUCAUUCAAGAUGUUUGUUGGA
This is a messenger RNA of Cucurbita moschata (crookneck pumpkin), 1650 nucleotides long. RefSeq names its product probable transcription factor At1g61730. Gene Ontology annotation, biological process: regulation of DNA-templated transcription. The record is from RefSeq and is a predicted model, not a curated record. Gene Ontology annotation, cellular component: nucleus. Bases 58 to 1281 code for a protein of 407 amino acids. The transcript has 3 exons. NCBI's taxonomy places the organism in Eukaryota, Viridiplantae, Streptophyta, Magnoliopsida, Cucurbitales, Cucurbitaceae.